AUGGAAUCUCAAGUCAGUACUAUCCCGGGCUUCGAUCCGCCAACAAAAAUUUUACCGACCACAACUUAUUCCGCAACAGUUUCAGAACAAACACCUGAUAAUACGAAUAGCGCAACCGGCGAUGUAAAUAAUGGACCGUUAAGUAGUCCUACAAAUCCUAUUACUUCUCCUACUCCAAUAAGCAGUGGAUCAAGUAAGCAGUAUCAAAUUUCAAUGUUUGAAGAAAUUUCGCUAGGUGUUAUUACUUUUGUUUUUAUCGUAAUCAGUAAUAAUUUAAUGAACUUUUAA
This is a messenger RNA of Racocetra fulgida, 288 nucleotides long. Lineage: Eukaryota; Fungi; Glomeromycota; Glomeromycetes; Diversisporales; Gigasporaceae. The record is from the annotation of a GenBank genome assembly.